Molecule: messenger RNA, 2833 nt
Organism: Geodia barretti
Lineage: Eukaryota; Metazoa; Porifera; Demospongiae; Tetractinellida; Geodiidae
Source: the annotation of a GenBank genome assembly
AGUGACCCCUGACCUCAAUUCAUCUUCUUCCUAGUCUCCUCCUAACUCUGCGUCUAGUCUAGUCUAAGCAGCAGCAGCAAUGGCUGAAGAGCCCAGAGAAAGGGCAGAGAGUUCGGCCACAGCUCCGUCGCCUGACUCGAGUGGGGAGGACCAUCAGCUGAGACGGCGGCGGCGUGGACUGCUGCGUAUGUAUUACGGAGUGGAGAACGAACAGGGCAAGGAGCAAGAUAACCCAGUGGAUAUUGAUAAGGCAGGGUUCCAGCCGCCCGUGUUCAUGGAGAAGAUCCUCAGGGAGUGCUCUCUGAAUGAGCUCUACAAGAAAGAGGAGCGGAUGAAGAGAGAGAUCCAGGAGCUGGACUCCAACAUGCAGUAUCUGGUGUACGAGAACCACUCCAAGUUUAUCAAGGCCUCGGAGACCAUCAGAGAGAUGAAGGACGACUUUCAGCGAUUGGAAGACGACAUGACACAUCUUGGAUCACGCAUGGAGGAUAUCACGACAGCCAGUGGCUCCAUCAACAGAGCUCUAGCAGACAGAAAGAGGGAGAUUGUGAAGCUCUGCGGAGUCCACCACCUCCUCAAGAAACUGCAGUUUUUGUUUGAGCUGCCUUCUCGACUCAACAAGUGCAUGGAGAUGGGCUUCUAUGCUCAGGCAGUAAAGACGUAUGUGAAGGCCAGUCGUGUACUGGCACAGUACCAGCACAUGCCGUCGUUCAGUGGUAUCCAGAGCGACUGCCAGAGUAUCGUGGCCAGACUCAAGAGCGACCUCAAGAACAGACUGGACGACCCUAAUUCCACCACGAGUAUGACUGCAGAGACAGUCGAUCUCCUGCUGGCACUGAACGAACCUCCGUCACAACUCUGUCACCAGUUCCUCGACAAUUCUCAAAGACAGCUGGAAAAAGACCUAGCAGUGAUUGCAGCUGAGAGUGAGAAAGAAGGAGAACGUGGAGCCAUGGACAUAGUGGAGUAUGUGAAUGUGGUGUGCAGUGGGUUUCUGGCCAAUCUGAGCCUCGUCAUUCAGUCCUGCUAUGAUAUGUUUGUCAAAAGACACCUCAUGAGCACGGAGAAGGAGGAGCUGAAGAGGUCAGAGGUUGCCCAGCAGACUCUCUGUGAGUUCAUUCACUCGCUCAUGGCCCAGUGUCUUGCCAAUGUCAGGAGGAAGCUGGAGAAAGAGUCGGUACAUCUCGACAGUGGCCAACUGGUGAAGGCUGUGGACAAACUGAGCGGUAAACUGCAGGCCAUGAACAGACUGCUCCCUGCAGCUGGACUAGAGCAUAAGAGCAAGCAGCUGACUCAGCAGAUAGCCGAAUCGCACACGUCCUGCCAUGCCCAGCGACUGCGGCAGAGUUUCUCGGACACGCUCACCAGCGUCCGGCAGGCCCUGGUCACCGCCCGGCGACCCUCCUCCCAACAAGAUGACUCUCUCAAUGGCCACUGCACGGCUCUCUAUGCCUCCAUUAAGAGUGGACUUGAGUCCUCUCUAGGACAACUCAAGGCAUUCAUAGAGCCGACAGUCUCGUUCUCAGACAAGAGGCAGUUCCGGGAGACGUUCUGUCUCUGCCUGGUGAGAGAAGGUAUCGUCAUCUCCUUCAUCAACCACGUCCUCGACACCUGCCACAGGUUCACAGAGACGGGAGACGACCAGAGUCCCUCCUACCCUCCGUCUCUGGUCCUCAUUCUGUCUCGACUGGUCCACGACAUGGACAGAUCCACCAUCUGCUACCUGGUGUCGUAUGGAGACGAAAGGUUUCCUCCCCGUGAGCAAGGUCCGAUUGUGGCCACACCCACUACACAACUGCUCAGACGAGCAGGAGACGUGGCACAGGAACUGCUCGAUCACUACGUGAAAGUACAGGGGCAAGUCAUAUCUCAGGUCAGACUCUACACUCUCUAUAUCUGUUAUACAGACCUAUUGAAACCUGGAAAUUUAAGAAUUUGGCCUGAGGUUGAAGGUUCUGGAUGUGCACUGUAAUGACUGCCAUAUAAAUUCAAUGAGCCCACUUUGAACGAAGCAUAGUGACGUGGUUGGCCAACUUUGAAUUUGCUCCAGUUGGUAAUGCCAGUGUGUGUACAAUGUGUGUGUGUCACGUCAGAUGAUAAGGAAGAGCGUGGAGACGAGAGACUGGCUGCACACCCUGGAGCCCCGCAGUGUCAGAUCUGGCAUGAAGAGAGUGGUGGAGGAGGUAACUCUGCUGGACAAACAGGUGGCCACUCUCUACGAGGACGGUGCCAAGAAAGAACAGGGCUCAGAGGGUGGCAGCAGACAUACCUACUCUUACACUCAGGGAGGGAAGGGCUACCCUUACUCCAGGUGAGCUAGCUUAGGUAGAGGUGUAUACUUCUCUGUGUGUGUGUGUUUCUGUGUUGUUGUGUAGUAGUGCAAUGGACAGCAGUCUCCUGAGCAACAUCCAGAAGCUGUUUUACGAGAGGAUUGAGGUGUUUGCCACUGUCGAGUUCUUCAAGUUGUCUAUCGUGACUGGCAUCAUAAAAAUAGUCCUCAAGGCUCUGUUGGAGUGUGUGCGACUGAGGACGUUUGGCAAGUUUGGUCUCCAGCAGAUGCAGGUUGACUCUCACUACCUCCAGCUAUACCUCUGGAGAUACGUCUCAGACGAACAGAUAGUGAGAGUGCUACUGGAGCAGGUGGUGUCCAGUACCAUAGAGAGGUGUGUGGACCCUCAGCUCAUGGAACAGAGUGUGGUGGAGGUCAUCUGUGAACGGAACUAGAAAAACUCGCAUUUAAACUCAAUUUCACUUCACAGACCAUCGCGGAAAUUUCUGUGUGCAAAUUUUAGUUUUGUCUAUAUAUUAUACCGAUUGUGAAUCGUUGGCACCC